Molecule: messenger RNA, 6933 nt
Organism: Culicoides brevitarsis
Lineage: Eukaryota; Metazoa; Arthropoda; Insecta; Diptera; Ceratopogonidae
Gene: dop
Product: microtubule-associated serine/threonine-protein kinase 3
Exons: 9
Coding region: 1213-6507 (1764 amino acids)
Biological process (GO): peptidyl-serine phosphorylation; intracellular signal transduction
Molecular function (GO): protein binding; magnesium ion binding; ATP binding
Source: RefSeq, a predicted model, not a curated record
AUAAAAUCUGAGGAAGACCUUCUUUUUUCUCGAUAAAAUGCUGUAAAAUCGCAGCAAAAGUGCAAAAAUACGUGCAAUUAGAAUGUUCGUGGCACGCUAAGGGCAUUCGUGAUUUGUGAAUGUGCGAAAAAGUGAUGGAAAUCAGUGAAAAUUACGAUAAAAUACUGUGGCUCUCCUACACAUCGUAAAAUCGAUAAAUCGCCAUCUCGCUCAGUGUGUGUGUUGUAUUUAUUUUGUGUAAUUCCUCUAAAUACCACGAUAGUAACAAUAAUAAAACGAAAUCUCCGAAGAACACACGAAAAAUCAAGAGUUGGAACAUUUCAAGGAAAAACCAGAAAAAAGAACGAUUGAUUGGAAAAAAGUGCGUGUCAGUCAGUUCUGAUCGCAACAUAAAAAUAUCAAUACAUUUCGCGUAAAACAUCAAUUUCAUGUACAUGUACAUUCAGUUUUGCAGGUGCGAAUCAUGAGUCAUAAAUAACAACAAUGAACAACAGACUGAAAUCAUCAUCGAUCGGAGAACAGACGACGCUCAACUGAAAUGCAACAAAAAUGUAGAAAGACAUACGAAAAAACAAAAAAAAAAUUAAUUCAGUCAUAAGGCAGUCAACUAUCAGUUUUCAUGAAACACGGGGAUAACGAGUUGCCCCUCGAUCUCGUUGUAAAAUCACACAUUUCAGAAUAGAUUCAAUUGUGAAUGCCUUUUGAUUAAUUGGCAUCAAAGCAUUAUUUAUUUGUGCAUGCAUUUGUGAAUGUUCUACGCUACAAGUAAAUAUAGCUAACUACUAAUAAGAUAAAAUAAAUUCAAACGACGACAACGACAAAGAUUGAAACAAAGGACAGUUGUACGGAAUUAAUCAUAGUUUCGCAGGUAAUGAAACAGUUAAAAACACGUGAAUACUCGAGUGAAUCUAUUUAACUGCAACGAAAAGGCGGUGGUGCACGCAAAGAAAGCAAACGCCAACAAUCUCUACAAAACAGAAAAAAGUCGUCAUCGUCAUCAAAUAAUAAUAGAUUGCAACCCACUUGUUUUCUUCUUUCUGCUAUAAACACAUUGCAUUAAAAAGAAACACACACUCACCACAACAAAGACACAUUCAAUAUUUUUUGAAUCAGGAGACAAACUAGCUCGUGUGUGUGUGUGUGUGUGCGGUUCUCAUCACGAGAAAGAAAAACAUCAGCUGAGAACGAAGAAAUUAUCAAGAUUCUUGAAUAAUGAGUCAAAACGAUGAUUCGAAGAAAAGUAGUAAGAGUAGUUCUGGCAGUGGUGGCGGUGCUGCUGCCCGAUCGAGUCCCGUAAAUAUGCAAAAAAUGCAUCAUCAUGCACAUCGCGUACUAAAUUUCGAUGAUGUUGCAUCUGGCGGACCGCCAUCCACGUCGUCUCAAAAACCCGUUUCCAAGUUGGCAAUGAAUCCGGGACGAUCGGGAUCAGAUGCCGGUAUAAAACUAUCGAAAUCUGCGUCGUCGUCACCCUCGCAUGGCAAACUGCAGCACCAAACGAGUCAACCGGUGAGCUUUACGCGCGACCAAAUCAAAAAUCAUCCAAUCCGAACAUCAGCUUCCGCCUCGAAUGUCGCGUACGGUCACAGUAGUGCCAGUGGCGGCAUUCAACUACGUAAACAAUCAUAUAAAAAUCAACAAUCACACUCGUUGCGGUACUCCGGCAGUGGUAGUGAGGUCUCGAAUUUGGUGCGUGUCCGAAAUUCGACGUUGGGAAAGUCAGCGCCCAAUCUUUCAACAAAUGUGAAAGAAGGAAUAAUUUUACGACGAACACCGGCACAAUCAGCACGUAGUGCAGCAGUUGCUUUGCAUCGUUUGAGUCUCGUGGCAAAUACGUCACCGCGAAGUCAUUCACCCGUACUGGCCAGUCCGAUUGAUAGUCCGCGAAUAAAUUCGCCACAUUUUCCGUUUGCGCCGAUUAAGCGUAUUUCAACGUGUAGUCGUGGCGAUGGGCGUCGAUGGUCUGUGGCUUCGUUGCCAUCGUCAUCGGGUUAUGGAACGACACCUGGAAGUUCAAAUUUAUCGUCACAAUGUUCGAGUCAAGAGCGAUUGCAUCAAUUUCCGCAUGUCCCCACGAAUGACGAACUCCGGAUGUUAUCGCAUCAUUUCUCGAGUAACGACAGUAAUCCAGAUGCAAAUCAUCAUCAUCAUGUGCAUCAUCACGCAUCACAUAUGGUGCAACAAACGCAUCCCGCGACCGCGAAUCAAGCUUCGUCCUCCAGUCAUGCAUCGAGUCCCGUGCCGAGCGUUCAUAGUGGCCGCGAUUUGGAGCCGGGACGUCGAUCACCCUUCAAUCGUCCACGAUCUCGUAGUUUAAGCUCGCCGAGUCGAUCUCCCAUUGUCGACAAUGAAAUUGCCAUGAUGAACACACUGUACAAGGAACGUUUCCCGAAGGCGACACAACAAAUGGAAGAACGAUUAUCGCACUUCAUCAACGAAAAUAAAAACGCUGUUUCGGGAGGUUCGUUCCGAGACUCUAUGCCAAUUGUUCGUUUUGUGUUGCAUCAAGUUGUGGAAAUGGCACGUGAUUGUUUACACAAAUCACAUGCACGACUAAUCACAAGUCGAUAUUUUUACGAAAUGUCAGACAAACUGGAAUUGUUGCUUGCCGAAACGAAAGAUAAAAGUCCAGAAGCAGCUACUGAAGUUGCGGGUGUCAUAAAGAAACUAUUAUUAAUAAUUUCCCGUCCAGCGCGUCUCUUGGAGUGUCUCGAAUUCGAUCCGGAAGAAUUUUACCAUCUACUGGAGGCAGCUGAGGGUCAAGCAAAGACCGUGCAAGGCAUAAAAGCCGACAUCCCUCAAUACAUAAUACAAAAGUUGGGAUUGAAUCGAGAUCCGAUUGCCGAGUUGCAAGAAGAACUCAAAGAAUCCGCAUCGUGGAAUUCACUGGAUAAAAUGUCGUCAAACAGUCAAAACACAGAUAGCAGUGGAAUAUCUCAGGAUGCCGCAACGCCGCCGAAUCAACAAGGUCUUACCUCGACUCCGAAUCGCGGUGAGAAAAGAAAUCGUUCGAGUACGAGCCCGCAAACGUUUAACGCAGCUCCCAGUGAAAAUGACUACGAAGUGGUAAAACUCAUCUCGAAUGGGGCAUACGGUGCUGUCUACUUGGUGAAACACAAGCAGACACGUCAGCGUUUUGCCAUGAAAAAAAUCAACAAAAAUAACCUCAUGUUACGCAAUCAGGUCGAGCAGGUCUUUGCGGAACGUGAUAUCUUAAGUUUUGCUGAUAAUCCCUUCGUUGUCAGCAUGUAUUGUUCCUUCGAGACACGCAAGCACUUGUGUCUCGUCAUGGAGUACGUCGAAGGUGGCGAUUGUGCGAAUUUGUUAAAGAACAUUGGGCCACUGCCACCGGACAUGGCAAGCUUCUAUUUUGCCGAAACAGUUCUUGCAGUCGAAUAUUUGCACAGUUAUGGCAUUGUGCAUCGCGAUCUCAAGCCCGACAAUCUUCUUAUCACAGCACUAGGCCACAUCAAGCUAACAGACUUUGGUUUAUCCAAAAUGGGUUUGAUGUCACUCGCUACUAACUUGUACGAAGGUUACAUUGACAGCGAAACACGCCAAUUUUCGGAUAAGCAGGUCUACGGAACGCCAGAGUACAUUGCGCCCGAAGUGAUUUUGCGUCAAGGCUACGGAAAACCCGUGGAUUGGUGGUCAAUGGGCAUCAUUUUGUACGAAUUUCUAGUCGGAUGUGUUCCGUUUUUCGGUGAGACGCCCGAAGAACUGUUUGCACAUACAGUCAAUGAUGAUAUCGAGUGGCCCGACACCGAAGAUUGGCCCAUACAGGCGGAAGCAAAGGAUAUUAUAAUGGCUUUAUUGCAGCAAAAUCCGCGCGAUCGUCUCGGAACAGGAGGAGCACACGAAGUGAAGGAGCACGUUUAUUUCAACGGCAUGGAUUGGAACUCGUUGCUGCGACAAAAAGCGGAAUUUAUACCGCAAUUGGCCAAUGACGAUGAUACUAGCUAUUUUGAUACUCGCUUGGAUCGGUAUAGCCACGAUUUGGGCGAAGACACCGACGAUACAGAUGACUCGCCAUUAUUUGGAUCGUUCAGCUCCUAUUCUCCACAAUACAGAAAACAGCAGUAUUCGCGUCUCGCUUCGAAUAUGUCAGCAAAUACAACAUGCAAUUCGUCUGAUGAUAAUGCAAGUAAUGCCAGCAAUACUAGCAUGCAAGACAUCAGCAAAAUGUUAACAACGCCUGAACUAAGGAAAUUUAAUAUGAACCCAUCGAAAUUAAAGAUGCCUUCAACGCCCGAUAUCGAAUUUUUACCAGACUUUAACACGCCAGAGAAGGAAGACGUGUCAAUUGGACGUCAAAAUCUUCUGCAUCCCGUAUUUAAGCAUCAAACGUUGUCGCCUGGACUUCCUCCACCAACACCUGAAACGCCCGAAAGCAGAAAAGGACCCGACUUCCAUCAAUUGUCUGCACUUAAAAAUUUGAGUACUCCAGAGUCCUCGCAAACCGACAGUGAUGACGUGUCUCCACAAAUUCAACGGAAACGACGUACGGGGGCACAUACUCGUGAUAUUUUGCCACGAUUUAGCAUCUCCAUUGAAGAUGAGCAUAGUGGUCACGAGGGCACUUCAUCUUCGGAUACCACACGUGAAAGUUUGAACAGCAGCACGCCAAUUGCCAAGGGACAUCGUUCUCGAACUGGUGGAGUUGUCGUAAAAAGUGCAUCUUGCGGUCUCGGACUAAACCUAAUGAUCUCACAUAAUGAUAGUUUAUCGAAUAGUAAAAUUACGCUGCCAGCAGGAAUUGGCUUUGGUCCCGGUGUUGCUCCUGAAAUUCAAUCACCCGGCGGAAAUGGCUCAAGUACCGCUUCUAGUCGCGAUACGAGUCCAUGUCGAGAUUUAUCGCCGCUCGUCACGAAUCUGAAGCCUCCAAUUAUCAUCCGACGUGGUCCUCGAGGCUUUGGCUUUACUGUUCACACAAUUCGUGUGUAUUAUGGUGACACGGAUUUCUACACGAUGCAUCAUUUAGUCAUGGCAGUUGACGAUGGUUCGCCAGCUUUUGAAGCCGGACUUCGACCUGCUGACUUGAUUACACACGUGAACGGCGAAGCAGUUCAAGGUCUCUAUCACACGCAAGUUUUGCAGUUACUGUUAAGUGGAUCGGAACAUGUAACACUGCGAGCGACUCCCUUGGAGCACACGAGUAUUCAAAGUGGUGGAAGAAAACGUGAGCCAUGGCAGAGCAAAUUCGCCAAAAAAGGCACUCGCUCACAACGAAACAAGAAAAAGGAUAAUGAGAAAAAACGAAAAACGUCCCUUUUCCGUCGCAUCAGCAACAAACGUGCAAGUGCUGAAAUGCAACAAUUGGCUGCAGGAGUGCAAUCUCCCACAAUGGUAACGCCAAGUCGCAGUUUUCAGAGUUUUCCGCCUCAACGGGCACCCGAAACGGGUCAACUUGGAAAUGCGCCCGCUGCUCGAAUCAGUCUUUCGCCCUUGGAUACCUUCAAUACACACCAAUCUGCAUCGAAUUCCUCACAAUCAAGCUCGCCAAGUAGUUCAGCGCCCAAUACUCCUACGGGAUCUGGAGCAACGCCCUUGUAUCCGCGUCCCUCAACUCUGCAUGGGCUGAAACACAAAUUGCAUACAACUUCGGCAUCCGGCAAAACGCUGCACGCCAACAAUCAAAACUCCGGUCCGAAUCGUCGUAAGUCCGUUGGUCACAUUCCAUUGUCGCCUCUUGCGCGCACCCCUAGUCCGAGCCCCUUACCUGCGUCACCGACACGUUCUCCGAGUCCCCUAGCUUUCCCGAAUGUGGGUCACUUGAGUGGCGCCUCAAAUACCGUACAAGCGUACGUUCCUGGCUCAUCCACAACGGCAACUACCAUUAUUCCGAGUGCAUCUACGGGAGCUAUUGCUAAGAAACCCUUCGUUCGUCCAAAAAGUGCCGAGCCAAACUCCCCGCUGCUAAGACGUGCCCUCUCACCAGAUCGUCUACAUCCACGGAGUGCCGAGAACAAAUGUGUUCUAUCGCCACUGUGUUGCAAUUCCGUGCCAGUCAAGAGCAGUCAACGACCCGUUUCGGGAAUCUGGCGACCGGGAAGCGUAUCGUCUGGCUCAUCACUCGUUUCGCAAACGGGCAGUGUGAUUUCCGAGAAAAUUACUGAACACGAGGAAGAAAAUGACGAGCAAAUUGUCGCGCCGCCUCCCUCGCCACAAAUCAACGUGCAGCAGCUAUCGCGAGAAUCUUCAAUGUCAUUGACAUUACCGGGAGAACUUUUACCGAGAAUUGCCGAAGAAAAAGAUUCGCCAACCAGCAUGCAGGAACAUAGUAUUGCGGAGCAACCAGAAACGAAACCCGAGAAGAAAACAUCGAAUGUCGUUGUGACGAAACGUCCAUCUCCGGAUCGAAAAAGCCCCGAGAAAGCCACGUCGUCGCUCGAGAGACGCCCUUCCGUAAAGGAACAAAUACAAAAGUUGGAUGGAAAGAGUAAGAAGGAUUUGAAAUCCACUUCAUCAUCAAAGACGACUUCCAAUCAACCGCCAAAAGGUAAAAAUUAGAGAAAAAAACACGAGUGAAAGUACUAUGAACUUUUUGUGCAUCAUUAGCAUCGCGCCUAUUGUUUGUUGUUUAUUUUUGUUGUUAAAAUAAGAAAAAUCGUCACGCAUGCAUUGAUAAAAGUUGCGAUUAUAUUCUUUCUUAUAAAUUUACGCGUCUGAAUAUAUUUUUAAGUAUUUAUUUAUUAUUAUACUAUUAAUAUUAAAAUGAAAAAAAAACAUGCUGCCGUUAACAAAAAUGCGGAGAUAAAUCGUGAUCCUUAUAUCAAAUUACUGAUGUAUAAAUUAUUACUAUUUUAUUUUAUAACUCGAUAUUAAUUAUAAUGAUUUAGAAGUAGUACUCAUCAUACUCUAUCACUCACAGAAAGAAAGUAGGAUUAGAGCUGAUUAGAAGAAAAAAAAUAAAAAAUGAAAGCAUGUACUCUCGUU